This is a messenger RNA of Orussus abietinus, 1224 nucleotides long. Its product is annotated as sensory neuron membrane protein 2. The record is from RefSeq and is a predicted model, not a curated record. Gene Ontology annotation, molecular function: scavenger receptor activity. Gene Ontology annotation, cellular component: membrane; cytoplasm. NCBI's taxonomy places the organism in Eukaryota, Metazoa, Arthropoda, Insecta, Hymenoptera, Orussidae. The transcript has 7 exons. The annotation marks the transcript as partial.
AUGUGUAUCAUAGAACGAGAAGCUGUGAAACACGAUAGGAACGGUAUGAGUUCCCAUAGUUCAAAUUGCAUCCCUGAUGUGCAGCAUCCCGAUAUUUUACCCGUAAGAAUGUGUAGAACUACGAUCACUUCGAUAGCCACGCAAUUUCCUAUAUUCUUGACGAAGUUUGGCAAGGAUAUUGUAAAACUAUUUCCAGAAGGCACUGACGUAUUUAUACAUGGCAAAGUAAAAAACAUAUUAUUCGACGGCUUGCCCCUUAUUUGCGACAAAGACAAAUAUCCAGAAAUCGGUCUAAUGUGUACCUAUCUGAAAAUGAAAAAGCCGCCGAUAAUCCGAUCAACGGAUAAUGAAAAACUAUAUCUGUAUAGUUUUUUUGAUAAGGUUAACGGUUCGGAUCAGGGCUCCUUCUCUAUUAAUCGAGGAUCACAAAAUUACUCGCUACUUGGUAAUAUUGUGGCUAGUAAAGGAAACAAAUAUAAUAAAAUCUGGAAUACUGAAGAAUGUAAUAGAGUUUGGGGAUGUGACGCGAUUACCUGCGCACCAUUGGAGGCACGUGUACCUCACAUUCAGACAUACGCCAAGGAAUAUUGCAGAAUAUUACAGAUCGACUACUCGAAAGACACCCGAUUUUUCGGGACUACGACUUAUCGAUAUGAGAUGAUGGGCAAUACGUGGACGCACAAUGCAUCGGUAUGCUUUUGCCCAAAAAACCUAAAGAAAGAGAUACAGUGUCCACCCAUGGGUAUCUUGGAUGUAUCCGCCUGUCAGGAAAUUCCGAUAUAUGCAUCCGAGCCUCAUUUUCUACACGGAGAUCCUAAACUACUUGAGUAUGCCAUUGGAUUACGUCCCAAUGAAUUACUUCAUCAUACUUACCUAGACAUUGAACCAAUUUCGGGAAUACCUUUCUCAGGAUUUAAAAAGUGUCAAUUAAAUAUGCAUCUCGCACCCCAACCUGUUCAGGGAUUGCAUAACGUCAGCGAAGGAUAUUUUCCUUUGGUAUGGAUCGAAGAGGGGGCGAACAUAACGAUAGAACAGGCACUAACAGUUGUCAAUGUACACCGUCUUAUGAGAUUUUUGAACGUUCUCUCUUGGACACCGCUUUUAUUGGGGAUUUUUUUCAUCCUUGCAAAUCUAUGGUUACGAGACCCCGUUAACUCAGGACUUAUCGAGAGGUCCUCGGUAUCAAGUCAAGAUCCUCUUUUCUCUCGGUCAAAAAUGAUAAAC